GCAAACGCCCCUUGCAGCUACUCUUCGCGGUAACAAACUGUGGUGGCGGCUCUGGCACACUGCUCGUAUAUCGCUUUGGAGGCUGAUUUCGUGAGAAAGUACCUUGCUCUGGUGAGCCGGGGUCGGACUACGCCACUACAUCGCACACUUGUAAUGAGUGAGCACGUCUCUGGUCUCACAGCAACUCCAAACGAGCAGCAACAGAACAGAGCUGUCAACUUCCAGCGUGUAGCCGGCUCGCACCACCAUCAGACGGUCGAACAGUCGCUUGUUCCUGCUCCCUCAUUGGGUGAUCAUUGCGCGAAACAUGUGCAAGUCCACCUUGCUCUCCGUCAUGCACACCAACCUGCGUGUGUCCGAGAAAGGUGGUCGAUAAGGGCACUAUUCGGCGAUUGGUCACGUCUCUCGCAAACCCAUCCACUGCUCGAUGUCACACAACAGAACGCUAGCGAUGAACGCCGCCACGCCAUCAGAGCGGAGGCGAAACAACCCAGUACUUUGACGCGGACGGCGUCUUCGGCGAGCCAAGACAAUGCCGAGAGCUGCAAGCCCAACGGCCUUCCACGUGCGAGGGGCAGCUUUUCGGGAAUGCCAAUACGACGAUCGCGCGUCGAGAUGCAUCCUCGGCGAUGCCCGUAGGAAGCCUCUUGCGAAAACCGCAUUGUGACUUGUCCGUCAGGCUUGCAUGAAACGAUUCCACGUGCCGCAGACUCAGUCCCUCAGGCAUUAUCAUGAUCAUGCAUUCUUUGUUCACUGCA
Baudoinia panamericana UAMH 10762 is the source of this 758-nucleotide messenger RNA. RefSeq lists its product as uncharacterized. The coding region runs from base 154 to 639 and encodes 161 amino acids. The transcript has 2 exons. NCBI's taxonomy places the organism in Eukaryota, Fungi, Ascomycota, Dothideomycetes, Mycosphaerellales, Teratosphaeriaceae. The record is from RefSeq and is a predicted model, not a curated record.